GCACUGCGCAAGCGCUCGGCGGGGGACGUUAGCGUCCUGAUGGAGACCGAAUUGUUACUUCGGAAAGUGUCGGCCUUGCAGGCCUGUGUCAGGGGCUUCUUGGUUCGACGCCAGUUCCAGAGCCUGCGAGCUGAGUAUGAGGCAAUUGUACAAGAAAUAGAAGGCGACUUGGGCACGCUUCAGUGGACUGCCGGCAGAAUUCCCAGGCCUCUGUUUCUCCCAGAGAAGGCAAAAUCUCAACUCUCCUGGAAAGCAGGAAAGAGGAUACCAAGUCCAGAGAAGAAACUAUGCAGCCACUUUCCAUAUAAAGAGUCUGUGAAAGAGGCCCUCUGGGAGGAGAUGGUGCUGAAGAAGUCAGGAGAGAGUUCAAUAAACCCAGGAAGACUUCCCUGCAGAGAUGACAACCUCUGGCUUCAGGUUGAGCAGAGCAGGAAAUCCAGCCAAGAGGAAACAAAUACAUCAAGGAUGAAGAACUCAGAAGCCACAGGUCCAGGACCAUCCCAUAGCCAGCAUGAGAUCCAAGAGCUCCAGUAUCACCGCAGCCAUUUGGCCAUGGAACUGCUGUGGAUACAACAGGCCAUCAACAGUCGCAAGGAGUACCUAAUUCUCAAACAAACACUGAGAUCCCCAGAAGCAGGCCAGACCACAGAUGAGCCCAGCAUGUGCACAGACCAUGGGGGACUGGCCUGUGAGAAAGCCUGGUCACAACCAAACCCACUGCUGAAGGACCAGUUCUGCAGAGAGAGGACUGCUGGAGAGCUGGACCAUGCAGAUGAUUCCUGCCAAAAAGGCAAAUCACAACUCCUUAAGUACCCAGAAAGUCUGGCCACUGUAGACAAAAUCACUGCUGGGGCUAAGGGCAGGGAAUUGUGCUAUAGGAGGGUUGGACCACAGCUGCCUACGCCAUCAGACAGCCAGGCUGGAAGGGACAGGUUCACCAAAGGACAAAACCAUGAAGGACAGAGCUUUAAAGGGGCCUGCCUACAGCAGACAAAAUUCCUAGAGGACCAGAUCCUGAGGGGCCUCAAACCUAGAAGCCCCAGUUCUGGGAAGGCCAGAAGACAGCUGCCCGCAUUUGAGGACCCAGAUAUUGAGAACAAGUCUCCCAGAGACCAAACCACAAAAAAAACUUGACUACCAAACAGCAGGCCACAAGCUAUGACCUCUCCAAGGACCACACACAUCAUUUGUUAUGGGACCAUGGCAGGACCAAAGCAUGGUGCCCUAUAUUUCAGGAGGAUUCAAAUGUCAAAGGGCCAGGGCCAUGGCAGAAGUUCCAUAGUUGGAACCUCCAAUAAGCCUAGUCAUGAAGGCUGGAAAAGCUAGAGGACUGUACUGUGGAGCUCAAGGACACCUGAGACCCUAUCUUCCACAAGAUUAGACCAGAAAGGAGAGGACCAGUGGAGGGACAGGCUAUGGAAGGCAGGACCACCGAGCUAGAUCCUGAGGAGCUAGAAGAGGAACAGUUUCCAAAGAGGUUUGCUAUGCCAAGGCUGUGGUGAAGAUAGGCCUUCAUCUGCCUCCCCUGCCCUCGUCCCCAGCCGUCAAUGGCUAGUGGGGCCAACGGAGAUUGGAGCAGAGACUAGAGGCAUAGUGCAGGGCAAAGGACACCUUUUCAUCCUCAGCUUUUGGCUCAAUCCAAAUUUCAGGUUAAGGAUUAGCUAUAUGGGGAAAGAUAAGUGGGAGGCCUGGAAGAGAAUAAAAAUUUUUCUUGGA
Molecule: messenger RNA, 1716 nt
Organism: Marmota flaviventris (yellow-bellied marmot)
Lineage: Eukaryota; Metazoa; Chordata; Mammalia; Rodentia; Sciuridae
Gene: Iqcc
Product: IQ motif containing C
Source: RefSeq, a predicted model, not a curated record